GCACAAUGGACCAGGUGUCCGAUGCCUGAACCCAGACUUAUUUCGGCUCAUGUGUGGCCAGAAGCCUGAGAUGACCUCCUUUUGAUCUGGAUAUUUUCCAGGAAGAGGAGUUGCAGAUGAAGCUUGAAAAUGUUGUGAGAUGCGGCACCAGUGAGGAGCUAGAGGACCUCAAAUGCACAUUGGGGGACUGGAUAGCUGACUGUGGUGUGCCAAACAUUUACACAGCCUCUGUCAGGGACCUGCCUACAAUUCACGGGCAAAUAGUUACUCAUUACUUAUACCACAGGGUGGCCAGUAUGGUCCAACAGUUCAUUGCCGGGAUGAAUUCAUGUGGCCAGAUGUGGGAGAUGGUGGCGAUGAACUGGAGAGAGUUCCUGCCACUGUUCACAAACACAACACAGAAACUCUCCAGGAAUGACAUCAGGAACCUCUUCACAAUAUCCUGGAGUCCACAGGGCAGCAACCACAGAGAACAGGAGGAGGAGACUGUCUUCCAGUGGGAGUGCUGGCUGAUGUCCAUUCAAGAAGAGGAGAUGGAUAUUUCCUUCGAGGAGUUGCUGGUGUUUGUGACAGGGGCUGAUUCUGUCCCCCCUCUUGGGUUUCCGCAGAAAUGCCAGCUUGACUUCUAUAAUCAGGAGGAUGGGAGCUGCCGCAUUCCUUAUUCAUCAACAUGUAGCCUUUGCCUCUUCCUUCCGAGAGGGGUUACAGAAGAAGAGGAGUUCAGAAGACUUAUGUUCCUUGCCCUGAAAGGGUCUCUUGGUUUUGGGAAGGUGUGAGG
Molecule: messenger RNA, 778 nt
Organism: Sander lucioperca (pikeperch)
Lineage: Eukaryota; Metazoa; Chordata; Actinopteri; Perciformes; Percidae
Product: G2/M phase-specific E3 ubiquitin-protein ligase-like
Exons: 4
Coding region: 117-776 (219 amino acids)
Molecular function (GO): ubiquitin-protein transferase activity
Source: RefSeq, a predicted model, not a curated record